Molecule: messenger RNA, 1596 nt
Organism: Trifolium pratense (red clover)
Lineage: Eukaryota; Viridiplantae; Streptophyta; Magnoliopsida; Fabales; Fabaceae
Product: putative receptor-like protein kinase At1g80870
Exons: 2
Coding region: 1-1527 (508 amino acids)
Source: RefSeq, a predicted model, not a curated record
AUGGAGGAAGGACGCCAGAUGGUGUGUGGAGAAGAAUGGAGGAAGGACGCCGCUGUUGUGACGACGACGAGCGGCGGCGAGGGGCAAGAUGAAACAAUGAUUGUACAGAGAAAGAAGAAGAAGCAGCGCGUGUGUCAGAGGAAAAGCAUUAGCGCUCUUGUUCAUGGAUAUUAUUCACCCAUUUAUCAACCCAAUUUGGAAUUGAUGAUGAAUUCAUGUUUCCUGAAGAAGAAAAGGAAGAAAAGGAGCUCUAGGAAAAGGAGCAAAGCUGCACUCAGUGUAAAUACAAAGGGUAAGGAAAUUUCAAGUUUGGAUAUAGGAGGAGGAAGGGAUGAUUGGAAUAAUAAUAAUAAUAAUAUGUUUGUUCCUUAUGAUGAUGAGUUUUAUAGCACUGAUUAUAGUAAGGAGUUGGCUGUUAAUAAUGCUUCUUGUUUGGUUGAUGAUGAGAAGGACAAUGGGAAACAAUGGGGAAAAGAUUGGUGGUGGAAACAAGAUGGAAGUGGUGAGUUAUGUAGUAAAGACUAUGUCAUGGAGUGGAUUGGAAGUCAGAUUUGUCCAUCAAAUGCUGAUUGGGAUGAUGGUAUUGAUAGUACUAAGAACAACAACAUUCAGGAGAAAUCAGAGUUGGAAAAUUCAAGUCCAAUAGGUAAAACCAGUGAUGCAAUUGCAAAUGGACCACAAUUACAGGUAUCUGUGAUGGAAGAUGCAGAUAAUGGAGUUGUUGAUAUGAAAGAACUGAAGGGAAAGAAAAGCCACAAGAUGAAGAAUAGGAAGAUGCAAGAGUGGUGGAAAGAAGAACAUCUUGCUGAAUUAAGCAAGAAGAAUUCCAACAAGCUGAAAAGUCUUCAAACUAAAUGGAAGAAAGGAUUGAAAGUGAUGCCUCAUUUUGGUUUGGGUAGAAGGUUCUAUCUUUGCCGACGUAAUAAGAACUAUGGAGAGGAAGGACAUCAUGAGUGUGAACAAAAUGGUGAGUUUAGCUUCAGAAGAGGUUGGAGGAAAAAAAGCACGCGUUCGAUUGGAAGUGACAUGUGGAGUGGAGAUCUUUUCAGCCGCGAACUCAGCAGCACAACUAGUAUGAGAGGUACACUGUGUUAUGUAGCACCGGAAUAUGGAGGGUGUGGAUUCUUAAUGGAGAAAGCUGAUAUAUACAGUUUUGGAGUUUUGAUUCUUGUAAUUGUGUCAGGUAGAAGACCAUUACAUGUUCUUGCAUCUCCUAUGAAGCUAGAGAAAGCUAACUUAAUUAGCUGGUGUAGACACUUGGCUCAAGCUGGUGGCAGUAACAUUUUAGAACUAGUUGAUGAAAAAUUGAAACAAGAUGAUUACAACAAGGAACAAGCAAGCAUGUGUAUCAACUUGGCACUCACUUGUUUACAGAAAAUUCCAGAGAUGAGGCCAGAUAUUGGAGACAUUGUUAAGAUUUUGAAGGGGGAGAUGGAACUUCCACCACUUCCAUUUGAGUUCUCUCCUUCUCCACCUUCCAGAUUAUACAGCAGAUCAAGGAGAAAACAGAAGACCAAUGUAGAAUAGAUAUUUGUAAUGUUAAAUGUUUCUUGGCAUUAACUACCUUGUUUAUAUGUUUUAUAUUUCUUAAGAAAA